AUGAAUAUUUCUUAUGGAUUCAAAACCCAGGAAAGAAGGGAACAAAUUCUAGAUUUCGUUCUUGAUGGUGUUGGCCUUCACGCAGAAAAACUUCAACUGACUGAUACUGAAUGCGCGCGCAAAAGAAAUAGAUUUUGGCUGGGCCUAGGGAACGACGACGAGACUAGGACGAAGACGCUUGACAAGUUGUCCGAGGCGCGGCUAUGGAAUGGAAUAGCACGAGUGGCUAUAGGAAGAGCUUUGGCAGAUGUGCGAGCAUAUAAUUUUUAUGCUGAUUAG
Messenger RNA from Cylicocyclus nassatus, 279 nucleotides. The record is from the annotation of a GenBank genome assembly. Lineage: Eukaryota; Metazoa; Nematoda; Chromadorea; Rhabditida; Strongylidae.